AUGUCGGAUCAUACAGAGGAACAGCUAGAGAAUGGCGGCAGUAAUGGCGGUCAUACGCUGAAACGACAUCGAGAGGAAGACAGUAGUGGCAGUAGUGACUCAGGGCGUUCAAGAGCACUUUCUCUUCCUCCUCUUCUUCCUCGCAAGCGUCGUCGUUUCUCGGACACAACCAGAGAGAUAAGGGCGCUACAUGAGAAGGUAGAGUUACUUUCCGAUCUUUUGUUGCUGAAACAAAACGCACCUGAGCCUCCAGUCGUGAGCAUGCCUGCGACAGCCCCACAGACAAGCGUCCUGAACUUAGGACAAUGCAAGACCGAGAUCAUUUGCGGCAAAAGAGCUUCAUGCAUCGAGGCAAGACGUGAGAGGAUAUUAACAGAGGCACCUAAUAAGCAGGUGCAGGGGGCCUUACGCAGAAUUCCGCCUAGCUCGGAACACCUCUUUGGCAAGGAGAACCUGUCAACAUUAAUUACGUCUUUAGGUGGUGCCCAGACAUGGCUAAAGGAGCCUUCGCACAGCAGUAGCAGGCAC
Cotesia congregata is the source of this 528-nucleotide messenger RNA. Lineage: Eukaryota; Metazoa; Arthropoda; Insecta; Hymenoptera; Braconidae. The record is from the annotation of a GenBank genome assembly.